UAGCCACAAGCAUGUUUAAUGAAAAUGGUCGCAGUGAAAGUUCACAGCUGACUAACAGACCAUUUUUAAGAGUGUUGUACCCGACCUCUGGGUCACCCCUUACUAUUACCCGGCCACCAUGGCCGUGCAAUUUGAUGCCCUACGAAGGGCAGCGCUGCGCUCGGUGUUCUUCCUACACGCUUGUGCCCAAGUUGACCUCAAUCGUGACUCAUGCAAGCGGCGACCUCGACGACGAGGCGUGGGCGGUACAUCGUGGAGAAGGACUCCUAUGCCCAUGUUCGUGUGUCAGCUUCGCCAGAAUACGCGAGUGCACUACACGUCAGUCCUAGGACCUACGAAGGAGCUAGUCGUUGGUUUUGACGUGGCAAGCCACUUCACGCCUGGCAAGUCAAUUUCCUUAUGGGCAUAUGGGUUGCGCUAUUUACAUCGGGGCGUAUGACAUAUGCAUGCUCAGGUGGGUUUGCGAUUUUGAUCUCUCAUAUUAUCAACUAAAUUUACACGUUUAUGUGUG
Suillus subalutaceus is the source of this 511-nucleotide messenger RNA. RefSeq lists its product as uncharacterized. The record is from RefSeq and is a predicted model, not a curated record. The coding region runs from base 119 to 439 and encodes 106 amino acids. The transcript has 2 exons. Lineage: Eukaryota; Fungi; Basidiomycota; Agaricomycetes; Boletales; Suillaceae.